CCUCCGCCUCGUAAGGCAAGUCCGCCGUUUGACAAGGCGUCCGCGGACCUCGUCCUACGUACAUCGGAUUACGUAGACUUCCACGUCUGGAAGUGUAUCCUAGCCCUAGCCUCCCCUGUUUUCGAGGACAUGUUCGAGCUGGCGGAGCAUGGCAAGCGAUCAGAAGGAAAGACGGCCGAAGGAGCGGAAUGCACGUCUUCCACACCCUCUUCAGCUUCCGUCAUUGAAGUCCCGGAAACCAGUUCUGCGUGGACGCUACUCCUCCGCUGGAUCUAUCCUUCCCGGCCUUGCCAUGAUCCCCUGCCGCCAUUUCUGCUCAAGACAGCCCUCGCAGCUGCACACAAAUAUCAGAUGGAUGGC
This is a messenger RNA of Dichomitus squalens LYAD-421 SS1, 360 nucleotides long. RefSeq lists its product as uncharacterized. Gene Ontology annotation, molecular function: protein binding. The record is from RefSeq and is a predicted model, not a curated record. The transcript has a single exon. The annotation marks the transcript as partial. Lineage: Eukaryota; Fungi; Basidiomycota; Agaricomycetes; Polyporales; Polyporaceae.